UCGGCCCAUAUUGUCUGGCCAGCCCUAAGAGCUGUUGAUUGUAAUGAGCAUGCCCGUCGACAUCAUUCCAGUUUCGAAACAAGUACUUCUUUGCUUGACGUUGUAUUCCAAAGAUCACAUGCGCUGAGAUUAAAAAAAUUCGUUGUCGCCAUCUUCUUUGAGGUCCAUGCUGCCUUUGACGGUGGCAAGAGAGGCUGUAGAAUAUGGUCUGGUGCGAUGCUCCAGGCUGAAAGUCCUAAUCCUGAAGGGUUUUGUAGCAGUUAUAGCUUGCUUCUUCAUGUAAACAGUGAUUCUGAGAAUGAGGCACAUUUUAUGGCAGUCGCGGUUGUAUCUUCAAUGGGACUGGCACAAAACGCUGUAUCCGGAGUCUUUGGAGAGAGGGAAUACUUCCUCUACAACAUGCCGCUUCCCAAACCCUCUGACAUCAAAAGCUCCUGGAACGGGUCUUUUAAGCCCUACUUUUACGGUUUCGACAUCACCGAGUCGGUGGCGAUCGCGUCAGCCCUAGGAAUUAUCACCAAUUGGAAACAGUACCAGUCCAAGACUGUCAGCGACAGCUACAACUCUCUGAUUGUAUUGUCUGCAAAUCGAGCGGAGAACGGAGAGGUCUGGAACCGGGCAAUCGAGACAGCUUGCGGAAGGAAAGUGGCUCAGAGGCACAGAGCAGUCACUUUCUCUGUGCAGGACAAGAGCGGUCCUGUGCAGGUGGAGUCGACAAUAUGCUCGUUGAAGGACAUCGACACUGGAUCAGCGCAGUCCCCAUUACGCGAGCGUGCACACUAG
Protopolystoma xenopodis is the source of this 783-nucleotide messenger RNA. The record is from the annotation of a GenBank genome assembly. Lineage: Eukaryota; Metazoa; Platyhelminthes; Monogenea; Polystomatidea; Polystomatidae.